Nanorana parkeri is the source of this 699-nucleotide messenger RNA. RefSeq names its product glycerate kinase (gene GLYCTK). Gene Ontology annotation, cellular component: cytoplasm. The transcript has 4 exons. The annotation marks the transcript as partial. Gene Ontology annotation, molecular function: glycerate kinase activity. Gene Ontology annotation, biological process: protein phosphorylation. The record is from RefSeq and is a predicted model, not a curated record. NCBI's taxonomy places the organism in Eukaryota, Metazoa, Chordata, Amphibia, Anura, Dicroglossidae.
GCGGUGCUGGGAAUGGCGGCCGCGGCGGAGCGGAUAGUCGGGAGGCACCUGGUGCGCGGGGUGAUCAGCAUUCCGCAGGGGAUGGAGGAGAGCCUGAGGAGCGCCGGGAAGAGGGACAUGCUGCUGCCUCCGGGGUGCCGGGUGCUCGUCAUGGAAGGGGCCGCAAACAACAUGGUGGACGAGGCGGCGGUGAGAGCCGCCGGAGAGAUCCAGAGCUUGGCGCAGAGGCUGCAAGAGAGCGUGGCCACCGUUUCACUCCCUUUGCAGGUUGUCAGUCUGAUCCUGUCUGACGUCAUUGGAGAUGACCUGGACGUCAUUGCCAGCGGGCCGACGGUUCCGAGCGGUCACAGCGCAGACAGCUGCCUCCGGGUUCUGACCAAAUACAACCUGAGGGGUCCGGUAUCCGAGGCCGUGGAAAAAGCUUUAACCUCCCGACCGCGGCAGGAAGGGGCGGAACCUUUCCCGCACGUCCACAACAUCCUCAUCGGCUCCAACCGGACGGCCCUGCGCGAGGCGGAGCGCGAGGCUCAGAAGUUGGGUUAUCUCCCCCUGCUGUUCUUCAGUCAGUUCCAAAAUGGCCGCCACCUCCUGGUGACGGGACUGACGGGGACCAAUGUCAUGGACGUUCAGCUGCUUCUAGUGCGGAGACAAUCAGUGUAUAAGAAUGUCACAGGCUCCUCCCCCUUCAAUCCAUCAUGA